Pseudophryne corroboree (corroboree frog) is the source of this 1949-nucleotide messenger RNA. RefSeq names its product embryonic protein UVS.2-like. Gene Ontology annotation, biological process: proteolysis. Bases 350 to 1687 code for a protein of 445 amino acids. The record is from RefSeq and is a predicted model, not a curated record. The transcript has 15 exons. Lineage: Eukaryota; Metazoa; Chordata; Amphibia; Anura; Myobatrachidae. Gene Ontology annotation, molecular function: zinc ion binding; metalloendopeptidase activity.
AUGGCAAGGCGGACAUUUUGAGUCAGGGCAAGAAGGCAUGAUGAUGUGGUAGCGUCUAGUUUACCCAUAGACACAACCAUGAUGAUAUAGAUGGAAUAGCUGCUGUAGGGGAGCUCCCAGCGCGUUGCCAUGGUGACCGGCAAAGCCUGACUACGUCACUUCCGGGCAGGCCGUGACGCCGAGACCGGAAGUGCGGGACGGGGAACGCCUAGACACUCCGUGGUCCGCGCAGCUGGGAGUCGUGAUUGUGGGGAACCUUCAGGAGAGAUCCAGUGGAUCAGGUCGGACAGAUACCAAAAAUGAUAUUUUCAGUGACAUUUUAUCUUCAAACCAAGGCAGCUCCCGCUUCAUGUUACAAGGAGACAUUGCUGUCAAAAGAAACAGGAACGCUCUGGUUUGCAGAGGAAAAUCUUGUCUCUGGCCAAAAUCGGGAGAGGGUCUAGUCCGUGUGCCUUAUACCCUGUCCAACAACUACACGACUGAGGAAAAGGAGGUGAUCCGAGCCGCCAUGGAGGAGGUGAGCGCCCUGACGUGUAUAAGGUUCAUUCCACGACACAAGGAACCCGAUUACUUGAGGAUCCAACCCUUAUCUGGGUGCUGGUCAUACAUUGGACGUGUAGGGGGUGCACAGGACAUUUCCCUCAUGAAAACAGGGUGCCUGCACUGGGGUAUAAUACAACAUGAGCUGCUUCAUGCCCUGGGAUUCCAACACGAGCAGUGCCGCAGCGACCGGGACAAGUACAUUCGCAUUAACUGGGGAAACAUCAGCCAAGACAAGGAGCGGAACUUCUACAAACUGAGCACCCAAAACCUAGGCGUGCCGUAUGAUUACCGCUCCGUUUUGCACUACGGCAAAUUCGCAUUCGCGAGUGACACUGGGAAGCCGACCCUUGAGCCUACUGGUGACCCCCAGGCUGUGAUUGGUCAGCGCAUUGGGUUAAGUUCUAUGGAUGUAGUGAAGAUCAACAAACUCUUCCAGUGCAAUGUCUGCAGUUACCUGUUGCCAGACGCUCAGGGCACAUUUUCAUGGGAGUCCAAACAGCAUCCAAACAUUUCCACUUGUAUGUGGCUGAUCCGUGUCCCGGAGGGCAAGGUUUUCCUGCAAUUUGAAUCAUUCAGUGUUCAGUCUUCUUCAGCCUGUUCUCAGAGUUCUGUUACUGUGUAUGACGGAAUGCACGCAAACUCCCCCAUUCUCCUCCAGAAGACCUGCGGAAAUGUGCGUCCUCUGGGGCAGGUGGCCUCCGGUAACGUGGUGAGGCUAGAGUUAGCCAGCAGAGGGAUUGGAGUCAACUUUAAGGCGAUUUAUAAUUCCAUAAAUUGCGGGAGAACUUUAACCAGCACAACUGGAAACUUCUCAUCUCCAGGAUUUCCUGCUAAAUACCCCAACUCCAUUAACUGUGUCUGGGUCCUAUCAGCACCUGCUGGGAACAAGAUUACACUCCAUGUCGCUCCGUUCAGCUUGGAAUUCUCACCAAACUGCUCCUAUGAUCAUUUUCUCCUCCGUGAUGGACACAGACAGAAGAAGAAAUGUGGUCUCCUUCCCAUGUUGGAUUUUAUAUCAACUACCCAUUCCCUACUGGUGUAUUUUCACAGUGACUCCUCGGUGCAGGAAAAGGGCUUCUUUGCUACUUACUCUUUCACUCCCAUAUCAGAAAGAGCCUUGAAGAACAAAGGCAUUCCACGCUGACCUAUGGCAGUAACACACGUAGUCUUCUCGCUGGUCAGCAGAUGGCGCUAUGGACUCACAGCUCAAAUAUACAUUGGCCUCAGUACGCAGAGACGAAAAAAAACAGAUGAUAAAAAAUAUUAUCUUGUCUGAUCUGAACAGCCAUUAAAUCUUAUAUUAAAGUUAUCUCUUCACCAAGAAAACACGCUUGUAGAAACUAGAAAGUGAAUACAUGUAAACAUCAAGAUUUAUCAGUUCAAAAUAAAAUGUCAUUUAAAAUCUA